Salvia splendens (bonfire salvia) is the source of this 2688-nucleotide messenger RNA. Its product is annotated as protein EARLY FLOWERING 3. Lineage: Eukaryota; Viridiplantae; Streptophyta; Magnoliopsida; Lamiales; Lamiaceae. The record is from RefSeq and is a predicted model, not a curated record. The transcript is spliced from 4 exons. The coding region runs from base 566 to 2569 and encodes 667 amino acids. Gene Ontology annotation, biological process: regulation of photoperiodism, flowering.
UCUGCACUUUUUUAUUAUUUUGAGUUUACUGCUACAAUGACUGAGUCCUUUUAUUGCAUACUCGAGAUUCUGUUAUAUCCAAAUAUUGGGUCCACUGCACUUUUUUCUCCCCUUUUUCAUAUUUCUAUCUCCUGCUGUUUUUCUUCUUCUUGAAUCUGUUACCGUUUUCUAAUCAUUUUACUAGGGAAAGAAAAAAAGAAAGUUGUUUACGUCUGCCCAAAAUUUCUGGGUAGUGUCUAGAGUAGUGAUUUUUUUGUGUGCACUUUUUUUGGGAAAGAGGGAAAAAAGGGAAGAAUCCUUUUUUUAGGUGAGUAUGUGGCUUUUUGAGAAGUGGGUUUUAUUUUGUUUGUGGGAUUAUGUGGCAACUUAGGAAGGGUGGCUAGGUUUUGAGAUAGUAGAUAUUUAUUUAGAUGGUUCUUGAAAAUCAAUUCAUUUUAUUGAAGAAAAAGAUUUGAUCUUGGCAUCUAGGAGAUGGGAAUUGAAGUGAUUUAUGCUGGCUUUCUAUAUGUUCACUGCCAUUUGAGAUUUUGUUGUUGUGUGUAUAGAAUCUAGAGAGAGGAAGGGUAUGAAGAGAGGGAAAGAUGAAGGGAAGAGCACAGGGCCUAUGUUUCCAAGGCUACAUGUGAGUGAUACUGAGAAAGGAGGGCUAAGAGCUCCUCCUAGAAAUAAGAUGGCUCUUUAUGAACAGCUCAGCAUUCCUUCUCAGAGAGCCACCCAUUCUCUUCCUCUUCUUACUUCGAAUUCCGAGCAGAGGGUUGCAAAUGAAAGGAGUACGUUUUUGUCGUAUCAGUUGCCUACCGGACAUCCAUCGGACAAGCUAUACAGCCAAUUUUCCAAUUUCGUCGCUCCAUCAAAGCAACAGAGCCAGAAAAGGAAAUUGGAUGAAGAAGACUUCAGAGUUCCCAUUCUCAACCACUCUGUCCAAAGUCGAGAAAGUGGUCAGAAUGGUUACGACCCUCUUUCCAAGGCUUCUGAUGCUGAGCGCCUUUCGAAAUUCCAUAAGUACAGAAAGCAAGUAGGUAAGAGCCAAACGGAAUUGAACUCGAAAGAGACUCCCACUGAUCGAGUAUCAAAUUCAUCUAGCAUUGCAAAGGAUAGAGGUCCGAAGAUGACAACUGAUUCGUAUCUGAGCCGUGAACCAAGAGAUACUCAUGCUAAUACUAAUAAUGAGCCAGUGGUCCAUGUUGAUUUGGAGCAGGCUCGUAAUCAGCACACUAGUGCGUUGGCGGAGAGUUCUGCAGCAUUAGAUGAAAGAGGUUCUGCAGGAUCUUAUCCUUCAAGAGAUCAUGGAAAUUCUCGUCAUAUGGGAAACGAGGCAAGAUCUCUAAAGAGAUCGUUUAGAUCAGUGCCGAUGAAGAACUUGGAGAGGGAUGACAAUGUGUCUGAGAUUUCUGUCUUGGAGUCCGUCGUCACAGUGGAUAUGACACCUGAUGAUGUGGUCGGGGUGAUAGGUCAGAAACAUUUUUGGAAAGCCCGGAAAGCCAUUCUUAAUCAACAAAGAGUUUUUGCUGUUCAAGUAUUCGAGUUGCAUCGACUCGUAAAGGUCCAGAAAUCCAUUGCUGAAUCGCCACAGCUUUUGGUCGCUGACUCGGAUUUAAUCGACAAACCUACUCUGAAGGUCUUGCCCGGGGCGAAAAUCGCACUGCCUGCUCCUGUUAAGGCAAUGCCUAAUGUUCCCAAGCAAAUAAGUGAACCUGAGAAGUUGUGUCCAGACAAGGAAAUCUCGGCAGAAAACACCACUGGAAAAGCCUCGUUUUCGUCCAUUCAGAACGAUGCGCCCCUGCCGAGCAGCCAGCUGGUGACAGGCAACUCUCCGGCCCCAUCUCUCACCAGCAAUCCGAAUGCGGCGCCAUGGUGCUUCAAUCAACCUCCAGGGCACCAGUGGCUGAUCCCUGUGAUGACUCCUUCGGAAGGAUUAGUAUACAAGCCCUAUCCGGGGCCAAGUUUUGUCGGGCCGCCAGGACCAAACCCGGCAAUCGACAGCUUCUUAACUCGACCGUAUGGGAUUGCAGGUCCACAUCCGCAUCCUCACUACCAGCCGCUGCCAUUACCUCCGUCCGGGCCGUCAGGCCCACACGGAUACUUCCCAACAUUCGGCAUGCUGCCGAUCAUGAACGCAGUCGCAAUGUCGAAUUCGUCCGUCGAGCAAAUGAACCCUCGACCUAUCCCGAGUCAAGCUUCAGCUGGCGAGGCCAGCAUCUGCGUCCAGCAUCACAACGCGUCUUUGACACCACUACGCCACCUGAAACGGGCUUAUAGAGACGGGGCGAGCAGCUUGCAUGUGCCUAGGGAUUCUGACCAUGUACGAGCUUUUACAGAUGGUACGAGUAGCCCUGCCAAGAGAUUGCAAGAUAGUAGAGGAAGCAAUGAUGCGGAACAAACAAACGAGCUACUUUUCCCCACGGCUCCAUCUUCCGACACUGGGAGGUGCAGCCUGGCUCGGCCCAAUCCCGUUCGCCUGACACAGGUGAUCAGGGUUGUGCCUCAUAAUGCAAGAUCAGCGACUGAAUCUGCUGCUAGGAUAUUUCAAUCGAUACAGGAAGAAAGAAAACAGUAUGAAUUUUCGUAAGCCUUUCUUUGUUUUUUAUUCCAAGCCUUUGUACAAAGUAUUGCUCAAUUAUGUAAUUUCAGCAUUUAAUAUUGUUUUCUUUUCGACUUAGUUAAUGUUUAAUCACUUAUAGCCUUUUA